AUGAUGAUAAGUAACCAGACUUUUACAGUGACAGAGUUUCUCUUCUCUGGGUUCCCCCAAUUGGAAGAAGGUAGCCUCCUCUUCUUCAUUCCUCUGCUCAUCAUCUACAUAUUCAUUGUUAUUGGGAAUCUCAUUGUGUUUUUUGCAGUCAGGAUGGAUAUUCACCUCCACAAACCCAUGUAUAAUUUCAUCAGCAUUUUCUCAUUUCUGGAGAUCUGGUACACCACUGCCACAAUUCCCAAAAUGCUCUCCAACCUCAUCAGUAAGCAGAAGACCAUCUCCAUGAUUGGCUGCCUCUUGCAGAUGUACUUCUUCCAUUCACUGGGAAAUUCGGAGGGGAUUUUGCUGACCACCAUGGCCAUUGACAGGUAUGUUGCCAUCUGUAAUCCUCUCCGAUACCCAACGAUCAUGACCCCCCAGCUGUGUGCUCAGCUGUCUGCAGGCUCCUGCGUCUUUGGCUUUCUUGUGUUGCUCCCAGAAAUUGCAUGGAUUUCCACACUGCCCUUCUGUGGACCUAAUCAAAUCCACCAGAUCUUCUGUGAUUUUGAGCCUGUGCUGCGCUUGGCCUGUACAGACACAUCCAUGAUUCUGACUGAAGAUGUGAUCCAUGCUGCGGCCAUCAUCUUCUCUGUCUUAAUUAUUGCCCUUUCUUACAUCAGAAUCAUCACUGUGAUCCUGAGGAUUCCCUCUGUUGAAGGCCGCCAGAAGGCCUUUUCUACCUGUGCAGCCCAUCUUGGUGUCUUUCUGAUGUUCUAUGGCAGUGUGUCCCUCAUGUACCUGCGUUUCUCUGCCACUUUCCCACCAAUUUUGGACACAGCCAUUGCACUGAUGUUUGCCAUUCUUGCUCCCUUUUUCAACCCCAUAAUCUACAGCCUAAGAAAUAGGGACAUGAAGAUUGCAAUUAAGAAGCUUCUUUGCGUUCAGAAGAUGUAA
Messenger RNA from Cynocephalus volans (Philippine flying lemur), 933 nucleotides. Its product is annotated as olfactory receptor 6K3-like. The record is from RefSeq and is a predicted model, not a curated record. Gene Ontology annotation, cellular component: membrane. Gene Ontology annotation, molecular function: G protein-coupled receptor activity; olfactory receptor activity. Bases 1 to 933 code for a protein of 310 amino acids. The transcript has a single exon. NCBI's taxonomy places the organism in Eukaryota, Metazoa, Chordata, Mammalia, Dermoptera, Cynocephalidae. Gene Ontology annotation, biological process: G protein-coupled receptor signaling pathway.